CGCAUUAGAUCUACUGCAUAUUGAUGAGUAUAACGCCACCGGCGGAGGUUGCGGAGAUGGAAAAAGGUUUUCCAGGAGCAUUUUAUUUUGAUAUUUGGAAAAACCAAAAUAGACAGGGCAUUCAGCUUCACAUUCCAGGUUUUCCAGCUAGGGUUUUGUCGUUGCAUCCCAAGGCAUUGAUCCAAAACCCUAGUCCUAGUUUACCAAUGAAACGAACUCAACCUCGCAUUUGUUUUGAUCGGAAAUGGUUCCCGCCUUUGAUCUUCGGCUCCGUACUCUCUCUGAUUCUACUCCUCUCAGUCUCUCUAGGCCGCGUCAAAUCUUCCUCAAGCACUGAUUUUUCAAGAUUCGAUCCGAAAUCAACAGUUUAUGAGUCGAAUUUCGGUUCUGAGAGUCGGUCGGGGCUUCCCAAGCUGCCGAGGUUCGCUUACAUGAUAUCGGGCACGAAAGGUGAUGGUGCGCGUCUCCGGCGAGUUCUUCAGGCGGUGUAUCACCCGAGGAAUUACUAUUUGUUGCAUUUGGACCUCGAAGCUUCCGAUGCUGAGCGGCUUGAACUUGCUAAGUAUGCGAAGUCGGAGGCUGUGAUUAAGGAAUUCAAGAACGUGAUGGUGGUUGGUAAGGCGAAUUUGGUCACGUAUAAAGGUCCGACGAUGAUUGCAUCUACGCUUCACGCCAUAUCCAUUUUCUUGAAGCAGGCAAAGGAUUGGGACUGGUUUAUAAAUCUCAGCGCUUCAGAUUAUCCUCUCAUGUCCCAGGAUGAUCUCCUGCACAUUUUCUCAUACUUGCCUAGGGAUCUGAACUUCCUUGAGCACACAAGUAAUAUUGGUUGGAAAGAGUAUCAAAGAGCAAGGCCUAUCAUUAUAGAUCCAGGUUUGUACCAUUCAAAGAAAUCUGGUGUAUUUUGGGCUAAAGAGAAAAGGGUUAUGCCUGCUUCUUUCAAGUUAUUCAUGGGUUCUGCUUGGGUGGUGCUGACAAAAUCAUUCCUUGAAUUCUGUGUUUGGGGCUGGGAUAAUCUCCCCCGUACUCUCCUCAUGUACUACACGAAUGUCCUGUCAUCACCUGAGGGCUACUUUCACACUGUUAUCUGCAACCAUAAAGAUUACCAGAACACCACAGUCAACCAUGACUUGCAUUAUAUAAGGUGGGAUAACCCUCCAAAGCAACACCCUAUUACUCUAACAGUGGAGCAUUUCAACGAUAUGGUCAAUAGUGGUGCCCCUUUUGCUCGUAAGUUUGCCAAGGAUGACCCUGUUCUCAAUAAGAUUGAUAAGGAGCUCUUGAAGAGAUUGGAUGGGCAAUUUACUCCUGGGGGUUGGUGUGUUGGAAAUUCUGCUAGUGUAAAAGAUCCUUGUGUGGUUUAUGGAAGUCCAAAUUCCAUUAAACCAACUAUAAAUUCAAGGAGGCUUGAGAAACUGAUAGUUAAGCUCCUUGAUUUUGAAAAUUUUAGGUCUAAACAGUGUAAAUAGUUCUGUAAUGCCCCAAAUUGUGCCAAAAAAUUUCGUGCAAUCAUCCCUGGAACAUGGUCCAGGCACCAACUCAUGUAAAAUCCACGGUUUCAAGAACAUUCAUGGUAUAGCUGCAUUUGUAAA
Molecule: messenger RNA, 1589 nt
Organism: Vitis vinifera (wine grape)
Lineage: Eukaryota; Viridiplantae; Streptophyta; Magnoliopsida; Vitales; Vitaceae
Product: beta-glucuronosyltransferase GlcAT14C
Exons: 5
Coding region: 24-1466 (480 amino acids)
Cellular component (GO): membrane
Molecular function (GO): glucuronosyltransferase activity
Source: RefSeq, a predicted model, not a curated record